AUGCAAGUGAUCGUUCUCCUCCCAGAAGGGAAGAGGUGUCUGCAAAGGAUGAACACCAUUGCACCAAAUUUCACUGCUCUUGUUGGGGAGCUUGUUGGUGCUCACCUCAUUGCCCAUGGUGGUAGCUUGUUGAACCUUGCAAAGCAGCCUGGGAGCACAGUCCGAUUCUUGGAGCUAAAAAGGCCAUCUUCAGAGCACUAA
This is a messenger RNA of Prunus armeniaca (apricot), 201 nucleotides long. The record is from the annotation of a GenBank genome assembly. NCBI's taxonomy places the organism in Eukaryota, Viridiplantae, Streptophyta, Magnoliopsida, Rosales, Rosaceae.